Messenger RNA from Etheostoma spectabile (orangethroat darter), 1039 nucleotides. It is a transcript of the gene cand1, whose product is annotated as cullin-associated and neddylation-dissociated 1. The coding region runs from base 305 to 706 and encodes 133 amino acids. The record is from RefSeq and is a predicted model, not a curated record. Lineage: Eukaryota; Metazoa; Chordata; Actinopteri; Perciformes; Percidae. Gene Ontology annotation, biological process: SCF complex assembly. The transcript is spliced from 7 exons. Gene Ontology annotation, molecular function: protein binding.
CUCUGACCCUCGACCCCGCAGCGUCCAUCCUGCUAACCCCGCCCCUCUGCAGAGAGAACGGGAGCCCCAUUCAAACAAACCAAACUCCGCGCCCCGGGAUGCGACAGUAGAAAGACAGAAAGGCGGCAUUAGCAGCUGAAGAAACAAGGAACCACAAACACACACUUUACCUCCAGAAACCAAAUAGCCAGGACCGUCACGCGGACACACACACACACACACACACACAAACACACACACACAGGCAGUCAGAGACACACACUCUUAGCAGCUAGCAGGAGGCUAACAGCUAACAGCACCAGACAUGGCGAGCGCCUCGUACCACAUCUCCAACCUGCUGGAGAAAAUGACUUCCAGCGACAAGGACUUCAGAUUUAUGGCCACCAACGACCUGAUGACGGAGCUGCAGAAAGAUUCAAUCAAACUGGACGACGACAGCGAGAGGAAGGUGGUGAGGAUGAUUCUCAAGCUGCUGGAAGACAAGAACGGAGAAGUUCAGAAUCUGGCCGUCAAAUGCCUGGGGCCCCUGGUGAGUAAGGUAAAGGAGUACCAGGUGGAGACCAUCGUGGACACUCUGUGCACCAACAUGCUGUCGGACAAAGAACAGCUCCGAGACAUUUCCUCCAUCGGACUCAAGACCGUGAUCGGAGAGUUACCGCCCGCCUCCAGCGGCUCUGCCCUCGCUGCCAGCGCUGUAAGAAGAUAACGGGUCGCCUGACGAGCCCAUCGCCAAACAGGAGACGUGUCUGUCCAGCUGGAGGCGCUGGCAAUCAUGGCUGCAUGCUCUGCAGACAGGGAGGCCUGCUGGUGAACUUCCAUCCCUCCAUCCUGAGCUGUCUGCUCCCCCAGCUCACCUCCCCCAGAUUGGCUGUCAGGAAGAGGACCAUCAUGGCUCUGGGCCACCUGGUCAUGUCCUGUGGGAACCUGGUCUUCAUCGAUCUGAUCGAGCACCUCCUGACCGAGCUGGGCCGGAACGACAACAUGUCGACGACCAGAACCUACAUCCAGUGCACGGCCGCCAUCAGCAGACAGGCAGGGC